GUCGUCCUUCUUUAACUUCAGGAUGCGGGGAUGAGUUUUUUUUUGCGGAUGCGGAUGCGGGACAGAACGGAGCCGGAGUCCCCGCAUCCAGACUGGAACCAGUCCGGGCUGCUGCUGGGAGCUUUAUGUGGAUUAAAUAGAUAUUCCUCCUCUUUUUUCCCCCCUCCUCUUCCUCAUCCCUCUCCUCUCUCUCUCUCUCUCUCUCUCCCCCUCCCUCCCCUCCUUGCGUGCUAAUUUUUUAUGCAUUUUUCUAAACUGUCAUGGCGAUUUUGUGUCCUUGGAAAUAAGAAAAAAAGGAAAAAGAAGCACCAGGCGUAUUUUUUCUCCACCCCCCAUCUCUCUCUCUCUUUUUUUGUUGUUGUUUUUUUGUCGGGGCUCGCCGGGGGUGAGACUGCGGCCGGGAGUCCGGGAGCAGAUGCUGUGAACGGAUAGAAGAUGAAAAUCCUCAAGAAGGACAAGCAGCAGAUGUUCACUGGCCUCCUGAAGCACACACCCCCUGCUGCAGCCUCCUCCGCCGCUGCCUCGGAGCAAGGCAGCAACGCACAAACCGCAGGUCCCACAAUCCCUCGGGGACACCUGGUCGUCGGCUCCAAGGACCAGCUUCGAAUCCUCACGCCUGUGGGCAGCACAUCCACGGCCAAUCACUGUGCCACGGUCGGCGUUCACACCGCCAGGCACUCCGCCGGCGCUCCGCGAUCCCACACCUCCCUGAGCGAGGAGGAUGAAGGAGGAGGAGGAGGAGGCAGAGUGAAGAAGAAACGGAAGAAAAAGGACAAGAGGCAGUGGGAGAAAGUAGACGCGGAGGAGGAGGCGGAGGAAAAGGAGAGCAGCAAACCAAAGAAACAAAAGGAGGAGAAGAAGGAGACGACCGUGCUCACGCUGAGGAGGAGCAAAGAGCCCAAGGAAGGCAAAGAGAAGAAGGAACGGCGUUCGAAGGGAAAGGGCGGCAGGAAGGACGCUGGGACGGAUACGAGGAAUGCGGCCGGCGGGAAAACAGCGGAGCCUGCAGCGGCCCCCGGACCGCCUCAGGUCCCCGUCAAAGUACCCGGGAAGAGAGGACGGAAACCCAAGGUCAAAGUCCUCCCCCCGGUGCCGACCAAUCAAGCAGGAACUCAAGUAAACAACACCCAGGCUGACCAAAUCCAUGGAAAGAGUCAUGGCCCGGCCAACAGCAAGACUGCCGUCCCCACGGCGCCAAAACAGAGGGGCCGCAAACCCAAAGAUCCUGGUGCAGCGCCGGUGGAGAAGAAGAAGAAAGGGAAGAGGAGAAACCAGGAGCAGGCGGUCCACGAAGGGGCGGAGAGCGAUGACACCACCUCAAUGUCCACUCUCAACAUGGGAGGGGACGACAGCCAGGACCCCCUGGAUAAUACUAAGCGGCGUUCAGGACGACAAGUCAAAAGAAGGAAGUACAACGAAGACUUGGACUUUAAGGUGGUGGACGACGACGGCGAGACGAUCGCAGUUCUGGGAGCUGGACGCAUCUCGGCGCUCAACGCCACCGCCCUGGCGUGGCAGGCCGAAGAACCUCCCGAGGACGAGGCCAACAUCAUCGAGAAAAUCCUGGCUGUCAGAAAACCGAAGAAAGAGACGUCAUCAGAGGACCAAACGGAGGAUGCCGAAGAGUUUUAUGUCAAAUACAGAAACUUUUCCUACCUGCACUGCAAAUGGGCCACUUUGGAGGAGCUGGAGAAGGAUCCCAGAAUCCACCAGAAGAUCAAGCGUUUCAGGACCAAACAGGCUCAGAUGAAGCACCUGUUCACUGAGCCCGAUGAAGACUUGUUCAACCCGGACUACGUGGAGGCGGACCGCAUCCUGGAAGUGGCCGUCACAACGGACACGGAGACGGGGGAGGAGGUGACCCACUACCUGGUGAAGUGGUGCAGUCUGUCGUACGAGGAGGCCACCUGGGAGCUGCAGGAGGACCUGGACCCGGAGAAGAUCAAGGAGUUCGAGGAGAUCCAGAAGCUGCCGCCAGGCCUCAGACACAUGGAGCGUCCGCCUCCGGAAAAAUGGCAGAAGUUGGAUCGCUCCAGAGAUUACCGUAAUGGGAACCAGCUCAGAGAAUACCAGCUGGAGGGCAUGAACUGGCUGAUGUUCAACUGGUACAACAGGAAAAACUGCAUCCUGGCAGACGAGAUGGGCCUGGGGAAGACCAUCCAGUCCAUCACCUUCCUGUACGAGAUCUUCAACCUGGGCAUCCGCGGGCCGUUCCUCAUCAUCGCGCCGCUGUCCACCAUCACCAACUGGGAGCGGGAGUUCCGCACGUGGACGCACAUGAACGUCAUCGUGUACCACGGCUCGCAGAUCAGCCGCCAGAUGAUCCUGCAGUACGAGAUGUUCUACAGGGACGCGCAGGGUAACACGGUCUCAGGCGGGCUGAAGUUUCACGGCUUGAUCACCACCUUUGAGAUGAUCAUGGCCGACUGCCCCGAGCUGAAGAAGCUGCAGUGGCGCUGCGUGGUGAUCGACGAGGCCCACCGACUGAAGAACAGGAACUGCAAGCUGCUGGAGGGACUCAAGCUCAUGAACCUGGAACACAAGGUUCUCCUGACCGGCACCCCUCUGCAGAACUCUGUGGAGGAGCUCUUCAGCCUGCUGAACUUCCUGGAGCCGCAGCAGUUUCCCUCGGAGACGUCCUUCCUGGAGGAGUUCGGAGACCUGAAGACCGACGAGCAGGUGAAGAAGCUUCAGUCCAUUUUAAAACCCAUGAUGCUGAGGAGGCUGAAGGACGACGUGGAGAAAAAUCUGGCGCCCAAAGAGGAAACCAUCAUCGAGGUGGAGCUGACAAACAUUCAGAAGAAAUACUAUCGGGCCAUCUUGGAGAAGAACUUCUCCUUCCUCUCUAAAGGAGCAAACCAACACAACAUGCCGAACCUCAUCAACACCAUGAUGGAGCUCCGCAAGUGCUGCAACCACCCCUACCUGAUCACAGGAGCCGAGGAAAAGAUUCUGGAAAGCUUCCGGAAAAGCUACAGUCCAGACUUGCCGGACUUCCAGCUGCAGGCCAUGAUCCAGGCGGCCGGGAAGCUGGUUCUGAUCGACAAGCUGCUGCCCAAGCUGCUGUCGGGGGGCCACAAGGUGCUGAUCUUCUCCCAGAUGGUCCGCUGCCUGGAUAUUCUGGAGGACUACCUCAUCCAGAGACGCUACACGUACGAACGCAUCGACGGCCGAGUGAGAGGGAACCUGCGGCAGGCGGCCAUCGACCGUUUCUGUAAGCCCGACUCGGACCGCUUCGUGUUCCUGCUCUGCACCAGAGCGGGAGGGCUGGGGAUCAAUCUGACGGCCGCCGACACCUGCAUCAUCUUUGACUCGGACUGGAACCCGCAGAACGACCUGCAGGCUCAGGCGCGCUGCCAUCGGAUCGGCCAGAGCAAAGCGGUGAAAGUCUACAGGCUGAUCACCAGGAACUCGUACGAGAGGGAGAUGUUUGAUAAGGCCAGCCUGAAGCUGGGCCUGGACAAAGCCGUCCUCCAGGACAUAAACCGCAAAGGAAGCCUCAACGGGGUGCAGCAGCUCUCCAAGCUGGAAGUGGAGGACUUGUUGAAAAAAGGAGCGUACGGCGCGCUGAUGGACGAAGAGGACGAGGGCUCCAAGUUCUGCGAGGAGGACAUCGACCAGAUCCUUCAGAGGCGAACCCAGACCAUCACCAUCCAGUCCGAAGGGAAAGGCUCCACGUUUGCAAAGGCCAGCUUCGUCUCGUCCGGCAACCGAACGGACAUUUCUUUAGACGACCCCAACUUCUGGCAGAAAUGGGCAAAGAUCGCCGAGGUGGAAAUCGACUCCAGAUCAGAGAAGGAGUCCCUGGUGAUCGACACGCCCCGCGUCAGGAAGCAGACCCGUCACUACAACUCCUUCGAGGACGACGAGCUGAUGGAGUUCUCGGAGCUGGACAGCGACUCGGAGGAGCGGCCGUGCCGGACCCGCCGCCUGGGCGACCGCAGCAGGCGGUACCUACGGGCCGAGUGCUUCCGGGUCGAGAAGAACCUUCUCAUCUUCGGUUGGGGUCGGUGGAAGGACAUCCUGAACCACGGGCGGUUUAAAUGGCACCUGGCGGAGAGAGACAUGGAAGUGAUCUGCAGGGCUCUGCUGGUUUACUGCCUGAAGCACUACAAAGGAGACGACAAGAUCAAGAGCUUCAUCUGGGACCUGAUCUCACCUUCUAAAGACGGACAGGACCAGGCGCUGCUCAACCACUCGGGUUUGUCGGCUCCGGUUCCUCGGGGCAGGAAGGGCAAGAAGCUGAAGAACCAGCUGAACGUUCCUGACGUUAAAAACGCUGACUGGCUGGUCCACUGCAACCCUGAGGUGGUGCUGCAGGACGAGAGCUACAAGAAGCACCUCAAGCAGCACUGCAACAAGGUGCUGCUGAGGGUGAGGAUGUUGUACUACCUGAAGGUGGAGGUUCUGGGCGAGGUCGCUAAUCAAGCUCAGGAGGGGGUGCCGGCCAGUAAGCUGGAGGUGUCGCUGCCUGACAUCGACUACAUUGAGAUCCCGGUGACGUGGUGGGACGCUGAGGCGGACAAGUCUCUCCUCAUAGGCGUCCACAAACACGGUUACGAGCGAUACAACGCCAUGCGGGCCGACCCAGACCUGUGCUUCCUGGAGAGAGUUGGGAUGCCGGACGUCACGGCUCUGUCUGCUGAGCAGGGAGGAUCUGAGGCGGCGGCUGAGCUGACGGAAAGCAGCUGUAAAACGGAGGAGGCGAAGGAGAUGCCGGAAAGCAAAGCCAACGGUGAGGAGGAUCAAGACGAGAACAGACAGGGGGAGGAAACCUGCUCCAGCGUCGACGCGUCAGAAAAGCCAGACAGCACCGCUCUGGGUGAGGCGGCUGACCACCGGCACAAAGAUGUUCCAGAUUCUCAGACGUCAGCUGACCUCUGCAGCCAAGACGGACCCCUGGUCACCACGACGACGGCGGGGACAGGGUCCGGCGUGGCGUCGCUCCACGUGGUCCAGGCCCGGCCCCUGUGGCCCACGGGCCCCGCCCUGACGGCUCGUUUCCGCCGGCUGAUCACGGCCUACCAGAGGUUCACGCUGCGCAGGGAGCCCCUGCUGAGGCACGACUUCCUGAUGCACGACGGCCUCGUGGGGAUGGCGAUGGGAGGCGCGGGAGCCGCCCACGGCCACCACGCCGGCGGGCCGCUGGCCUGGCAGCUGGGCGAGGAGCUGCGGAGGUGUUCGGUGGUCUCCACGGAGGCGGAUCCCCUGUUUCUGGAGUGGCAGAGGAGGUGGACCCGGCGCGAGCAGGCGGACUUCUACCGCACGGUCUCGUCCUUCGGCGUCGUCUACGACCCGGAGAGGAAGGCUUUCGACUGGUCCCAGUUCAGAGCGCUGGCCCGCCUGGAGAGGAAGACGGACGAGAGUCUGGAGCGAUACUUCAACUCGUUCGUCAACAUGUGCAGGACGGCCUGCAAGCUUCCUCCGAAAAACGAAGAAGGGCUGGUGGAUCCCGGCGUCCUCGUGGAGCCUCUGACUGAGGAGCGAGCUGCAAGGACGCUGUAUCGCAUCGAGCUGUUGCGCAAGAUCAGAGAGCAGGUUCUCCGUCACCCGCUCCUCUCGGCCCGCCUCCAGCUCUGCCGGCCCUCCCUCUACCUCCCCGUCUGGUGGGAGAGCGGGAAACACGACCGGGAUCUCCUGGUGGGGGCGGCGCGCCACGGCCUGAGCCGCACCGACUUCUACAUCCUCAACGACCCGCAGCUCAGCUUCCUGGAGGCUCACAGGAACUACGUCAGGCGGCACCCGGCCCAUCUUCAUCACCCCCACCAUGCAGGGUUGGCGUCCCAUCCUGGGCUGUCCUGCUCCUCCUCUUCCUCCUCCUCCGCCCACGGGCAGCUGCCUCACUGCUGCCUGUAUGAGUCGGGCCUGGGCCAUCACUCCCCUCAGCCUCCCGACUAUCCCCACCUGGCCUCCAACCAUCACCACCAUCAGCAUCACCAGCAGCCCCCGCCCACACCCGCCCCCUCUCCCUCCUCAUCCUCCUCCUCCUCCUCUCACCCCCACCUCCACCCUCCGCCGCUGGACGCCCAGGAUUCGGGCUCGCCAAGCCUGGGCAUCGUUCCCGGGUCGCGGGUGGACUUCCUGGACUGCGCGCCGCUGGAUGAGACCCUGGAGCUGGGCGCCCUGCAGCACGACGCCCUGUCUGCCGACGCCUUGCACGGAGGCAAGGCUUCCAAGGACGCCCUGAACGGCUUUCCGUUCAACUCGGCCACGGGGGGCCAGAGCAUGCUGAACUCGUACGGCGUGGGCGGAGCCGACCUGGACUCCAAGCUGAGGAGCGACGUCCUGGUCGGUGAGCAAGGCUCGUCGGAGGAGACGGGGCUGAUGGCGCCGUCCGUGGAGCUGGAUCAGCUACAGGCGCCCUGGGACAGCACCGAUCACACCAGUCCGGCCGAGCACAUGUUCAACGAGUCCGAUCCCAUCCUGGGUCCCUCUGGCCUGGAGCCGGGCUUCCUGGAGGAGGAGGAUGAGGAGGCCCAGGGAGGAGACAGAGGAGGAGAGGAAGGUGGGACUCUGGAGGAGUGUUUAGGCCUCCCUCCUUCAUCCCCUCCGUCUCAUCCCUCCACGGGGGAUUCAGUCGAGCCGCUUUCCUCCAGCUACAUGCUCUUUAAGGACAUCGGAGUGAACGAGGAGGCCAGUCCGGAUCAAACUGACCUGUCAGCAAGUCCACCCCUUCCCUACGUCCCGCCUCCACCCCUGUCGUUGUCUGAAAUCACCAGCCACGGGCCUCGGGACGGACUCGGGCACGCCGGCGUCCAUCCGGGGGACGAGGGGGACGACCAGGAGGGAAGUGCUGGGUUUGAGUUCGAAGACAAAGAGGAAGCUGAGAAAUCGAGGCAACCAGAAGGAAAUGACCGGAACGAAGGUGCAAAAUGUGGCGCUGGUGUCCUGAAUCCUGACGAGCCCCCGGUGGGAGAUGGAGAACCGCCACCGGGACGGGACAAGAGGAAGGAGGUCUUAAAACGCGUAUCCCUGGGCCUCCAGGAGAACUUUGAGCGCUCGAAUGACGAUGAAGAUUUAUCCCAAGAGGUGCAGCCUUACCUGGGAAAGCUGGAAGAGGAGGGCAGCCUGGUGUGUCCCGAGUCCAUCGAGGAUCCUCCCGAAGAGGUCGACGGCUUGAUUCUGUAUCAGACCGAGGAGGAGCGGUCAAUGGAUAGCUCUCUUGACGCCGAAGCGUUUAUUCGUAACGAGGCGGGCGAGUUUUUGGACGUGAAGGAAAACUCGCACACGUCCGGAGGUGGUUUGGCCGCGCACGGCGGGGAGCCUGCAGAUCAGGUUAAUGAGAUCUCUGAAGGCCAGCUGGAUUGUGCGUCGCCGGGCGGCGAUGAAGCGGCGGGGAAGGCGGGGAACCAGGAGGCUAAAGCUGCAGCCAUGGAGCUGGGAGAGUCCGAACUGGCAGAACCCUGCAGUCCCUCCGGUUCUGCCUUAGGAAGCAGCAGAGAGCCUGACGGCGCCCCGUCCAACGCGUCGGUGGAUCAGAACCAGAACGAAGCUUUCCCUCUGGAUCAAGACAACAAAGUCGACCUCCUCGAUCAAGACGAAAUGAAAAGCAAUUUGACGUUAAGCGUGAAUGACAUCGACACAAAGUCGGCGGGUCUCAGAUUCUCCGUCCGAGCAGCCGGCGAGGACAAGAAGCCGCUGCAGCUCGUGGUGCCGGUGAAGGUGGAGGUGACCGGCGGCGAAAUCAAACAUUCGCAUUUUCUCUCCUUCCCCAUAAAGUCCGAAGGCUCGGAGACCAAAGCGGAGCAGCUGGAGUGUCCCCUGAGGGCGCCGCUGCUCGACGUGAAACCCGAAGACCUCAGCGUCGCCGUGAAGUCCGAGAACUUCGCCGUCAAGCCCGAGACCCUCCAGUUCAUCGCGUACCCGGACGGCGGCAAAGUCAAAGCCGAAGUCAAACCGGCCGACCUCCGGUUCGCCGUCUAUCCGGGCGGCGGGGCGUUUAAGACCGAGGUUAAAGCGGAGGGCCUACGGUUGGCCGGCUUUCCGGACGGGUCGGCCGUCAAGCCCGAGCCGAAGCCCGAGGCGCUGGAGUUCACGGCGUAUCCGAACAGCUCCGGGAUCAAACCCGAGGUGAAGCCCGAGGAGUUUACAGUUAAGGCUGAGAUGAAGCGGGAGACGCUGGAGGCGGACAGCACGGUCCUGACGCCGAAGCUGGAGCAGACCGAGGGGACGGUGGACUCCUCCUCGGCGGCUGGUCUGCUGAAAGGCCAGGUGAAGGAGGAGAGGCCCAGCACCCCAGUGCCUGUGGUGGACGGAUAUCCCGGCAGUCCAAGGUUUGCAGCUCCUGCCUCCAUGUGUGAGAUUCCCGACGGGCUCCACGACAGCAGGGAGCCGACCAUCGCUCAGCUGCUGCAGGAAAAAGCUCUUUACUCCUUCUCUGAGUGGCCAAAGGACAGAGUUAUUAUCAACCGCCUGGACAGCAUCUGCCACGCCAUCCUGAAGGGGAAAUGGCCUUCGUCGAGCGAGCAGUACGACUCGCCCGGGUCCCUGGCGGCUAACUCGUGUCUGGCUAACAGCUUAGCGCAGCACCACCAUCACCGAGCCGCUUUCCUCCCCACAACAGCCUCUGGCACCGUCCCAAGCCAGGCUCGGGUGCAGCAGGGCGGUCAUGGACUGGGGUUCCCGGUGCCGCCGCCCCUCACAAGACUACCCAAGUACGUGCCGCGGGGCGGGGCAUGUGGGCGCGGAGCUUGGCGCCUCACCUCCUUGCCUCUCUUGCAGGAGAGGCUCGUGGCUCCUCCCUUCCUCCCCGAGCUCAAACGAGCAGGAGGCCGCAGGUCCUUCGACUACGAAGCCGCCGCCGCCGCGGUAGCCGCUAAGAUUUUAGCUGGGAAGUCCGCGUCGCCGAGCCACACCAGCGCCCCCGCCGCCGCCGCCGCCGCCAGCGAGGAGAAGGUGCCGGUGGUGGCGCCCGCCUCCCACCGCUCGGGCGCCGCCAUGAACGGUUGGCAGGAGGCGGCGAUAGAUCUAACUAAGCCCGCCGGCGAAAUUAGCACCACGAGCGGCGCGGGGACGAGCGAGGCGCCGGGAGGCGGCCCCCACAACGCCGGAGCUGGAGGCGGCCACAAGCUGCCGCCGCUGCCUCCCAUCACGGCGCCGCUGCCCGGCUCCGUGGGGAUCGACAUGUCCGGCAUACUGCAGGCGGGACUCAUCCACCCCGUCACAGGGCAGAUAGUCAAUGGGAGUCUGAGGGGAGAUGACUCCCUGAGGAGGAGAAGAGGGAGGAGGAGAAACGUGGAGGCUCUGUACUCCGAGUUCGCCAAGAGCCGAGGACUGCACCUGCCUGAGACACAGGCUCGCGUCGAGGCCAUCAGCCAGUCCUCUGUGUCCUCCUCCACCUCCUCGCCGUCCCCGUCUCCGUCGGAGCGGCCCGCGGGUCCGCCCACGCCCUCCUCCUCCUCCACCCCGACGCCCGCCCAGACCCCCCCGCAGCCGGAGAUCGUGGCCAUCGACAGAGAGGCGGCCAGCAAAGGCCUGAUCGAGUGGCUGAGGCAGAAUCCCGGCUACAGCAUGGACCUGCCUGCCUUCGCUCACUCUGGAGCGAGUCUCCUCCACGGCUUUGUGGAGCGUCCCAAGCAGAGGAGGCAUCGCUGCAAAGAUCCCACCAAGCUGGACAUCAACACUCUGACGGGGGAGGAGAGGGUCCCUGUUGUUCACCGGGGCACCGGACGCCGGCUCGGCGGCGCCAUGGCUCCGGCGAUAAAGGAGCUUUCCAGGUGGCUCGACGCCAACUCUGAGUACUUUGUUGCCCCCGACUGGGCGGAGGUGGUAAAACACUCUGGCUUCCUUCCCGAGGGAAAGUUCUCUCGCAUCCUGACGGAGCCGGUCAACCGGGAUCCGGGCUCGCGGCGCCGCGGCCGCCGGCCUCGCAGCGAGAUGCCGAAGCCGCUCCUCUCCGUCUCGGACGCCUCCUCCACGGGCCUCGGCGCCCCGCUCUACAUGAACGGCGGCUUGAUCGGCAGCAUGGAGUCCAUAGUGACCCUGCAGAACCUCCGCGGCGCCAUUCCGGGGAUCCCCAUCUCUGGGAUCAUGGCGGCCGGAUUCCCGCACGGAUUCCCCGCGGCCGGAUCGUCGUCGGCGUCGGCGGCGGACGACGCGAAGAACGGUUUGAGCAUGCUGCCCAUGAUGCUGCACGGCAUCCCGCACCCUCACGGCGCCGGCAUCCCGCAGCACGCCCUGUUCAGCGUCGGCACCAUGAUGGCGCACGCCGCGCCGCCCCAUCACCCCGGCUCCUCCUCCAACUCGCCCUCUUCCUCGGCGUCUGCGUCGGCGUCCACCACCAACGUCACCACUACGGCCGCGGCGUCCGAGGCGGCCAGUCCGUCCUCCGCCGCCGCCGCCGCGGACGGCGCCGCUUCCUCCGCGCCGGGCGGCGACAAGGAGAAAGCGGCGCCGGAGGGAGCCAAACGACCGGCGGAGGCUGCAGCCGUCAUCACCUCCACCAGCAGGGUCCACCUGGGGCCCGCCGCCGGCAACCAUCACACCUUUAACCCUUUCCUGAUCCCGGGCAUGUCCCACGGCCUGCUGUACCCGCACAUGUUCCUCCCUCACGGCGGCAUCAUGACGCUGCCGGCCGUGCCUCAGGGCGCCGCCGCCGCCGACGGCUCGCCGGGCAGCCCCAAGCGGAGAAGGAAACGGGCGCGGGAGGACGAGGAGAGGGAGAAAGGGAAGGUAGGGACGGGGGAUGCGGAGGAGAGGGAAAGUACAGUUACAGCCAGCGGUGGCUCCUCCCACCCCGCCGCCGCCGCCUCGCCGUCUGAGGCGGGCGCAGCUCCGGCCGAGGAGAGCCAGGCCGGGCGUGGAGCCGCCGAGGACGGACCUUCGCAACGCCCGGACUCCGAUGGGCGCGGCGAGAAAGCCGCGGUCGAGGAGAAGGAGGAAGGGUCGGAGGAGACGGGAGACGAGGUGGACAAACGGGACAGCGAGGAGCGGGAGGUGGCGUAGAAGAAGAAGGAAGCACCUCCUCCCCGUCUCCUCCGACGCUGCUCUCUCCUCCGCCGAGCAGCCGUGUAAAGUUUGUGCCGAGUCUGUAAGUCAACGUCCAUGUAAAGACUUUUGUUAUGAUGAUGAUGAUUAUAUUCACAUUGGUCAUGUUUAUAUACCAGGAACCCCGCCCACUCCCUCUCCACUCCACCGUAAACGAAAAGAAAACACCAGUAGAGUAAAAUAAUCUCUGUAUUCCUCCUCCAUCUUUCCGCGUCGAGACUGAUUCAGGAGCAAGAACGGCCGACGGAGCGACCCGAAGACGGGGGAGCGCCCCCCGGUGGUCCGAGAUGGUUGCUGCACACUCCUCUGGUUCCUGUAAAACUUGUGCAAUACUGAAUUCCUCAGAAAUCUGAAACACUCCCAGAUUCGGUCGCCGCUGAAGCAAAAGGGAGAGUUAAUUCCUGCAUCUUAAAUUUUUAAAAUGAAAAUCAGUUUUACUGCAUUUAAUACUAACUUCUCUCAGUUUUUAUAGCUACCGGGUAAUAACACUAAAAGUCUGCACCUUAGAUUCGAUCUUGUUGUUUUGGUCGUAUAUUAACAUGGCCGUUGAGCACAGUGCAGGUUCUGAGAAAAAAGGAACUCCUGCUUUUUAAAUUGUUUUCUUUCUCCAAAAGCAAAGAACAAUCAUGGGAUUUGUUUUGGAUCAUGCCGUUCUUAAACUCCCCUUUUUUUAAAAGUGCUCCAGUCCAGUUAGGAGUCCGGUCUGGCCACCAGGGGGCAGCAGGGGAGCAGUUUUAACCUGCAGACAGUGAGCAGCAGAGAGGGGUUUGAGUGUUUUUCUCCUGAAAUCAUUGGGAAAAGUGCAAAGUAACUUAAAUCGUGAUCUGAAGCUCCAAGUUGAGGUUUUGUCCUGAUUUUAGAAAAAGGAAAAAAGAAGAGGAAACUGAAAAAAAGAAAAAAAAAAAAGAUGACUGAAGCCUCGCUGUUUCCUCAGAUAGCAGGUCACACGUGUAAUAUUUCAUCUGUAAAUCUAUCGCUGUACAUUGCUGUCUUUUUUUAAGUGCGCCAUGUAUUUCUUUCCUCUUGAUUCCACCGAUGGGGGGUGGAAUCAAACGGACCGUACUGUACAUUGAAAGGAUGCAAGUCGCUGGUUCUACUCCCAGUUGUGUCGACGGGGUUGGAAAGGUUUCCGUCGUUGCUUGUAUGGGUCACCUUCGUCUUCUUCGGGUUUUCAUCCCUGAAAACAUGUUUUUUUUUUUGCACAGCGUCUUUGUGUGAACCCGUGUUUUUAGUUUCCGUUACGCCGUGUGAGUGCGAGGGGAGAACGUUUGGAUGUGUGCAUGCAUGCGCACACGUUUUAUUUUAUUUUUUUUGCCGUGUUUGGUCCUGACAGGUCACAUUUUCUUGUUGAUAAAACAAAGGAAGAAGAAGAAGAAAAAAAAAAUCCAUAGUCGUUGCCUUGUCACAAAGUUUGUGGCUCCGUAUAAUUUAUUAUAUUUUUCUUAUUUUUGCCAAACUUUCACCAAAUAUGACAUUCUUUUUUUCCUCUCAGUUUCAUUGUGUUUUUCAAAGUAAAAUGCCUUAUUUCUAGCUCUGGUAUCUUUUGUACAGAUGGUCUGUGACAUCUCCCUGUAAGGUGGUGUUUUUGUGUUUUUUGUUUUCGGUUCGUCUCCCGUCUGUCUGUGUGUGCACGGCCUUGGUGAUGGAGAGCCAACAGUAAUGGAAGGUACCUCAGUUUAUUACUCACUACAUUAAUUCCUAAAAGUCAAAUCAGUCGUCCCUAAAAGCACAAACAUUUGCGUAUCAGUGCCUCUAAAGUUGGGUUAAAAAUACUUGCACAUUUCGUCCCAUUUCCAUAGUGAUGCGACAACCUAAUAUGGGAUUAUUAAAUGGUAAAAAGGGGGUGGGGGUGGGUGUCAGUCGAGGAGAUUUUGCACCAACAGAUAAAUUGUUUUCGCACAGAUUGACUUGACUCGUUUGUUUUUGAGUGGGAUUGUGUGGAGUAGUUCUGAGCAAUCAAUAUCUUCACCACAGUGGACAGCAGACAGAACUAGCUUCUCAUGAAGGAGUCGAGGUAACGGCUACUCAGAGGAAACGGACAUUGAUAAAUAUUACUGCCUAGGACAUCCCAGUCUUGUCAACAACAGCAUGCAGUUCCAAUGAAGAGUGAGCACACAUCUGUCAAAAGAAAAACAGUCGUAGCUCUCUUAAUUCUUAUCAGAUUUUUUUUGUAAAUAUGGCCAUGGGGGAAAGGAGGAGCAGAGAGAAGUAGAGGAUAAAAAUAAAACAGCUCUGGUCAGCUGUAAAUUUAUAUUUGUUUGUAAUAACGCAAGUCAGACAUGAUGUUAAGUCAAAACACUAGCAUAGUCUAUCCAGCACAACUAGCUUAAAACAUAUUUAAUGCUAAGAUGUCCAGAAAUUCAUAUUCUGUGUACCCUUAAUAAACUCCACUAAUAAGUGAAA
Molecule: messenger RNA, 13389 nt
Organism: Fundulus heteroclitus (mummichog)
Lineage: Eukaryota; Metazoa; Chordata; Actinopteri; Cyprinodontiformes; Fundulidae
Gene: chd6
Product: chromodomain helicase DNA binding protein 6
Exons: 45
Coding region: 436-10944 (3502 amino acids)
Molecular function (GO): protein binding; ATP binding; ATP-dependent chromatin remodeler activity
Source: RefSeq, a predicted model, not a curated record